AUGGACUUUACGGCAGCGUUCCGGCAUGCCAGCGCGGCGUGCAUCUGCUACUCUCCCGGUUCCACCUUUCUCGCCUCGGUCAGCGGCGACCUGCCGCGCACCUUGCUGGUGCGGGCCAGCUCCACGCUCCAAGUCAUCCGCAGCUGGAACCUCGAGACCAACAUCGACGCCAUCGAGUGGUCAAAGGACGGCUCCUUCAUCCUCGUCACCACCACCGAUCGACAGGACAACGGCGUCGUCUAUGUCGUCUCGCUCGAUCCGGGCAAGGAGGCCAAUGACGGAUCAGACGAGGACCAGGGCUGGGUCGCAAGGAUAGCCUCGGGAUCCGAAGGCCUCGUCGGCGCCACAUGGACACCGCUCGUCGGGCCGCGCAGCGUCGUCAUGUUCAGCCAGCACCAGCUGCGCGCUUCCAUCUACAGCCUACCGGACCAGACCAUCUCUGCAAUCGAGGGCCCCAAGCGGAACAAGCUGAUACGGACCGCCAAGAGGCCCGACCGCUUCGCCAUGAUCCUCAAGGGCGCGGACCGCGAUCAGAUCCACAUAUUCAAGUGCGAGAGGAUAUCUGCGGCAGAGAUGAGGGAGAGCGCCCACGUCUUGAAAUCAGAGGAGCAGUGGCAGCUCGACGUGUCCUUCGCGCUGGCUACGAACGACUGCGCUGAUGCAGCCUGGUCACCGGAUGGGCUGCAUAUCGCAGUGUGGGAGGGCCAGCUAGAAUACAAGCUCCUGGUCUACACGCCGUUGGGCCGUCUUCGAUCGACAUUCGGCGCCGAAGCUCUCUCGGGGGGCGAACCGUCCCAUCGGGCACCCCUCGAUCCAAGUCCAGCAACAUCGUCGCCACACAUGGGCGCUUCCCAAAGCGGCGGCGCCAGGCUGCGGUCCUCAGCGGCAUCGUCGGGCUCCGCGGGCAAGGCGCGGAGGGAGGACGAGGCGCUCAUGUCCGUCGCGGGUGGCGGUCUAGGUCUGCGCGAGGUGCGGUGGCAUCCGAGCGGCAAGUAUCUUGCUCUCGGAGGCUACGAUGAGCAGCUCCGCAUACUCGAAAGCCAAGAGUGGACGGAGACGUGCUCGUUCGACCUCUCAAAGCGGCUGAUCGGCGGCCAAGGUGCGAGUGAGGCCACUAGCGCAUACGGACGUCUGCAAGCAUUCCGUGAACCUCUGAAUUGGCUCGAAGAAACGCACGCUCGCGGCAUCGCCCCAUUCGAGAUGGCGAGCCUGCCGCUGUCGCCCGCCGCGCUUCGCACCGAUACUGAAAAGCCGAACCCGAAGCUAGGGAUCAGCUGGAUGGACUGGAGCCCCGAUGGGCACCUGAUUGCUUCGUUCAACGAGCGUCUACCCUUUACGCUCUUCGUCCAUGCGUUCUCGAGCGAAGAGGCUUCCGCGCCAAGUCGCCCGUCACUGCUCUCGGUGCUGCAGACAAACAUGCCGAUCAAGCGGGUCGCUUGGAAACCUGCGCAUCGAGGCAAGUUCGCCGUCGUGUGCGACACCCAGGCGCUGUACACCUGGGAGCUCCUUGACGAUUCAUGCGGCGACGGAAGCUUCACACAGAGGGCAGAAGCCAUCCCGAUCCCCACUGACGACUUCCGGGCCAGCGACGUGCGAUGGUCGCCCGACGGGCAGAAGAUCCUCAUCGCGUCGGACCAGACGUUCUGCUGCGCCUUUGAGACGCUCGAUGAGCCCGUCUACGCCGCUGGGUUGGACGACUCGAACUCGCAAAACUACUCGCGAUGA
Messenger RNA from Pseudozyma flocculosa PF-1, 1725 nucleotides. RefSeq lists its product as uncharacterized. The transcript has 9 exons. Gene Ontology annotation, molecular function: protein binding. The coding region runs from base 1 to 1725 and encodes 574 amino acids. The record is from RefSeq and is a predicted model, not a curated record. Lineage: Eukaryota; Fungi; Basidiomycota; Ustilaginomycetes; Ustilaginales; Ustilaginaceae. Gene Ontology annotation, cellular component: mitotic spindle; microtubule organizing center; MWP complex. Gene Ontology annotation, biological process: microtubule anchoring at mitotic spindle pole body; mitotic sister chromatid segregation; protein localization to mitotic spindle pole body.